This is a messenger RNA of Malaclemys terrapin pileata, 5605 nucleotides long. It is a transcript of the gene ZAN, whose product is annotated as zonadhesin. Gene Ontology annotation, molecular function: calcium ion binding; protein binding. The transcript has 36 exons. NCBI's taxonomy places the organism in Eukaryota, Metazoa, Chordata, Testudines, Emydidae. Bases 61 to 5574 code for a protein of 1837 amino acids. Gene Ontology annotation, cellular component: extracellular matrix. The record is from RefSeq and is a predicted model, not a curated record.
UGCGGGCUCCUGCUAGCCCCUGAUGGGCCCUUCGCCCCCUGCCACGGCCAGCUGAGCCCCAUGACCUUCUUCCAGGACUGCGUGUUCGAUCUCUGCGCGCUGGGGGGCGACCGGCGUCAGCUCUGCUCCGCCCUGGGCAGCUAUGGAGCCCAGUGCCAGGCCCACAACGUCAGCCUGGGCCCCUGGCGCAACCAGACCCUCUGCCCCAUGCUCUGCCCCCCCAACAGCCAUUACGACCCGUGCAGCCCCCCCUGCCUCGCCGCCUGCCCUGAGGCCGGGGUGAGGGGCUGCCAGGAGCCCUGCCUGGAGGGGUGCACGUGUGACCCCGGCUUCCUGCUCAGUGGGGGAGCCUGUGUCCCCCAGGGGGGCUGCGGCUGCAGCUACGCUGGGGGGUACUAUGAGCUGGACGAGGAGUUCUUUGGGCCGGGCUGUGGGUCGCGCUGCCGCUGUGAGGGGGGGAACCGGACCCACUGCCAGGCCUGGCAGUGCCGCCCCACGGAAACCUGCGGGCUCCACAAUGGCCUGUACGGCUGCCACCCCACAGCCAGCGCCCCCUGCUACGUCUCCGGGGACCCCCACUACCAGACCUUCGACGGCCGACGGCUCGACUUCAUGGGCACCUGCACCUACACCCUGGCCCGGCCCUGCGGCAACUACACAGGGCCCUGGUUCAGCGUUGAGGGGAAGAACGAGGAGCGGGGGCGCGGGGGCGUCUCCUACCUGCGCACGGUCUAUGUCAGCCUGCCGGGGGCCAGCCUCACCCUGCUCAAGGGACAGCGCACCCUGAUCAAUGGGACGCGGGUGACGCUGCCGGCCAGGCCCACCCGGGACUCGUCCAUGGCCCGCAGCGGCCAGUACGUGGCCGUGGAGACCUCGUUCGGUCUGGCCCUGCGCUGGGACGGGAACCACUACCUGGAGAUCCGGGCCCCCAGCUCCUACUCCGGGCUGCUGUGUGGGCUCUGUGGGAACUACGAUGGGGUGCCCGACAACGACAACCGGACGCCAGCCGGGUGGCCAGCUGCGGACGGGGCCGCGCUGGGGAACAGCUGGCAAACCCCCAACGACGAGGACCCACAGUGCCGACCUGACGACUCGGACAAGCCCGUCUGCACCCCGGGUGACGAAAUAACGGCCAGCUGCGAACGGAUCCGCGACCCCCAGGGGCCAUUCAGGGACUGUCACAAACUGGUCCCCCCCGCCCACUAUUUCGAGAACUGCCUCUUCGACAUGUGCCAGUACCAGGGGCUGCUGGAGACCCUCUGCGCCCAGCUCCAGGCCUACACGGCCGCCUGCCAGGCCGCCGGCGCCCCCGUGCACCCCUGGAGGGGCCCCCAGCUCUGCCCUCUGGCGUGCCCAGCGAACAGCUCCUACACCCUGUGCGCCCAGCCGUGCCCCCCGACCUGCAGCCCGGCCUUUGCGCCCGUCGAAUGCCCAGCCCAGCACUGCGUGGAGGGGUGCGAAUGUCUCCUGGGCUUCGUGCUGAGCGGGCAGGAGUGCGUGGCAGCGAGCCAGUGCGGGUGCACAGGGCCCGAUGGCGGGUACCACCCGCUCGGCGAGGUUUGGUACAACAUGGACUGUAGCGAGAAAUGCACCUGCCAGGGCCAAGACGACAUCCGGUGCCAGGCGGCCCGGUGCCAGCCCCAGGAGCUCUGCCAGCAGCAGGACGGAGAGUAUGGCUGUUACCCCACUGGCUUGGGGGUCUGUGUGGCGGCGGGGGACCCUCACUACACCACCUUCGAUGGGCGGCUCUUCCACUUCAUGGGCACCUGCAGCUAUACCCUGACCCAGACCUGCAACGCCAGUGCCGGGCUCCCUGGCUUCUCCGUGGAGGCCACCAAUGAGCACCGGGGGGCCAGCACCCAGGUCUCCUACGUCCGUGCCGUGGCUGUGGAGGUGUUCGGCCACCGGGUGGCGCUGCUCAAGGGGCGCCGAGUGACGGUGGACGGGCAGCGGGUGACCCUGCCGGUGGGCCUGGCCGGGGGCCGGCUCGGGGUGCGGGUCAGCGGUGGGUACGCUCUGCUGCAGACGGACUUCGGGCUGCGGGUUCGGUAUGACGGGAACCAGCGGGUCGAGGUUCUGGCGCCAUCGUCCUAUGCCGGGCGGCUCUGCGGGCUCUGCGGGAACUACAACGGGCAAAGCUCUGACGACAACCUCAUGCCCAAUGGCACCUCAGCCGGCACCGAUGCCGACCGCCUGGGCGGGAGCUGGGCAGUGCCGGGCGCCAGCAGCCCGGGCUGCACCAACUCUGGGGACCCAGGCGUAUGUGACCCAGAGAUCAACCUGGAAGCUCAGAAGCCGACCAGCUGUGGAGCCCUGACCAACCCCCAGGGCCCCUUUGCCCCCUGCCAUGGGGCUGUGCCCCCCGUGAAUUCCUUCAAGAGCUGCCUCUACGAUCUGUGCGGCACCGGGGGCGAGACGACCUCCCUCUGCUACGCCCUGCAGUCCUACGCUGACCGCUGCGCCCAGGCCGGGGUCCCCAUCGCCUGGAGGAACAGCAGCCUGUGCCCCUUUAUCUGCCCCCCUGGCAGCACCUACACUCCCUGUGCCAGUCCCUGCCCAUCCAGCUGCACCGACCCGGGGGCGCCCAACAGCUGCCCCUCCCUGCCCUGCGUGGAAGCCUGCGCCUGCAACGACGGCUACGUUCUCAGCGGGGAGACGUGCGUCCCCCUGAGCCAGUGCGGCUGCAACGACGCGGACGGGCGGUACCACCCGGUGGGCGAGAGCUGGAUGGCGACUGAGAACUGCACCGAGCGCUGCACCUGCGCCAGCGCCAACAACAUCAGCUGUGAGCCAUGGAGCUGCAGCCCCGUGCAGGAGUGUCGGCCGGAGGACGGACUGCUGGGCUGCCAGGACACAGGGGUGGCCUCCUGCCACGUGGCUGGGGACCCUCACUACUUCACCUUUGAUGGGACCAUGGUGACCUUCCUGGGCACCUGCACCUACACCCUGGUGACCCUGUGCCGCGGGGACAGGCGCCUGGAGCCCUUCAACAUCACGGGCAAGAACGAGGAGCGGGGCCGGCCCGAGGCCUCCUACCUGCGCCUGGUGCACGUGGAGAUCGGCGGCGCCCGCUUCACACUCAUGAAGAACCGCCGGGUGCUGGUGGAUGGGGAGCGGGUCCGCACCCCAGUGCUGGGCCGUGUUCCCGGCGUCUCCGUCAGCACCAGCGGUGUCUACACAGAGCUGCGGAGCCAGGCUGGGCUGCUUGUCCGGUUCGACGGGAACCAGCACCUGGAAAUCCAGCUCUCCGGCGUCUACUUCGGCCAGGUCUGCGGCAUGUGUGGGAACUACAACAACCAGAGCCAGGACGACCUGGCCCUGCCCAGCGGGCGCCCGGCCGCCAACGCCACCGACUUCGGCAACAGCUGGCGGGCGCCCGGCGACCCCGACCCGGGCUGCCAGCCGGACAACCGCGAGGACCUGGACCCCCGCUGCAGCCCGCAGGAGAAGGAGCAGUUCGGUGCCCUGUGCCAGGAGAUCCUCUCGCCCAAAUACCAGGCCUGCCAUGGGCUCCUGGAUCCCCAGCCCUUCAUCCAGAGCUGCCUCUUCGACAUGUGCGAAUACCAGGGCAUGGCCUCCACCCUCUGCGACAUCGUCCAGGCCUACGCCGAAGCCUGCAAGAGCCAGGGCGUGGCCGGCCUCUCCUGGAGAAACAGCACCUUCUGCCCCCUGCCGUGCCCCCCGCACAGCCACUACACCGAGUGUGCCUCGCCCUGCCCGGCCACCUGCUCUGACCUCUACGCCCCGGCCAGCUGCCCGAGCCCCGCGGCCUGCGUGGAAGGCUGCGCCUGCGACCGCACCUACGUGCUAAGCGACGAGACCUGCGUCGCCAUGGGGGAGUGUGGUUGCCUGGAUGACCAGCAGGGUUACCAUAGCUCGGGGGACACUUGGUUGAGCAGCGACUGCAGCGAACGCUGCGCCUGCCUGGCGAAUGGUAGCGCCCCCUGCCAGCCAUUCCAGUGCCCGGCGGGGUCCCACUGCGCCCUCAGCAGCGCCGGGGUCCACUACUGCAAACCCACCGAAUUUCACCAGUGCACCGUCUCUGGCGACCCCCACUACCGCACCUUCGACCGUUACGUCUACCACUUCCAGGGCCGGGCCACCUACACCCUGACCACCACCCUGCCCACGCUGCCUGGGGCCCUGCCUCCGCUGAGCGUCUCGGGCCGGAACUGGCGCUGGGUCGCCCACCACCGGGUCUCUUUCCUGCGCGAGGUCUACAUCUUGGUGUAUGGCUACCAGGUCACCAUGAUGCAGGGCCGCAAACUGGCGGUUAACGGGCUGCAUGUGAUCCCCCCAUUUCAGCCCACGGACGGGCUCAGUAUAACGCAGAGGGGACGCAGCCUUUUUCUGCAAACGGACUUCGGCCUCUCAGUCUCUUUCGAUGGCCGGGACCACUCAGAGAUCGUGCUCCCGGCCACGUACCGGACCCACGUCGGGGGGCUGUGUGGGAAUUACGACGGGCGCCGGGACAACGAAUACACCAAACCGGACGGCAGCCAGACCCGCAGCCCAACAGUGUUUGGGGAGAGUUGGGCCGUCAGUGCCCCUUGGGGCCGGACGCUGGGCCUGACAGACCCCCCCCGGGCCAGGCGAGCGGCGCUGGAGGCCUCCCUGGAAUCGGGGUUCGAGAUUCAGUGCAGCGCGGCCCAGCUGGUGUCGGUGAACGGGACACGGCUCUGCGGGGCCCUGGCCGACCCCCAAGGACCCUUCCAGGCCUGCCACGGAGAGCUGGAUCCCAGCCCCUUCCAGGAGAACUGCGUCUAUGACGUCUGCGCCGUGUACAACAACUCAGAGCUUCUGUGCGACAGUUUCAGCGUCUACGUCCUGAGCUGCCAGGGCCUGGGACUGGCGCUGCCCGGCUGGAGAGAGGCCACGGGGUGUGCUCUGGCCUGCCCGGCCCACACCACCUACCAGCCCUGCAUGACGGCCUGUCCCGCCAGCUGCGCCCAUCUGGCCGCGCCCGCGUCCUGCGACGCCCCUUGCGUGGAGGGCUGCGCCAGCGACCCCGGCUACGUCCUCAGCGGCCUGGACAGCGUCCCCUACAGCCAGUGCGGCUGCACCCACCAGAGCCAGUACUACCAGAUCAAAGACACGUUCCUGACGUCUGACUGCGCCCAGCGCUGCACCUGCCUGGAGACAGGGGCCCUGAUCUGCGAACCGGCCGGCUGCCUUGAGCCCCUGAUCUGUGCUGUCGCCAAUUACACCCAGGGCUGCUACCGCGCCAGCCCAUGUCUCAGCAGCCCCUGCCAGAACGAGGGCUGGUGCCAGGAGACGGUCGGCGGGUACGAGUGCCACUGUGCCGAGGGCUACGCGGGGGGGCUCUGUGAGCGGGUGACGGACGACGCGGCCCCGGAGUCCCCGGCCCCGCCAGGUCACCUCACCGCCAUCCUGGUGGGCGUCCUCGUCCCCCUGGGGCUGAUCGUCAUUGUCGUCGCCAGCGUCUGCCUCUGCCGACGGAGACAGCGGCGCAAGGCUCGCAGAGGACACAGGAGCAGCAUCCCAGUGAUGGCACCCCUGGGCCAGGGGGACCCCGUGAACCCCGGAGCUCAGGAUCGCAUAACCCGGUUUUGAGGCUGCCCCUCUCCCAUGACGGCUCAGCCCU